Sporothrix schenckii 1099-18 is the source of this 459-nucleotide messenger RNA. RefSeq lists its product as uncharacterized. The record is from RefSeq and is a predicted model, not a curated record. Bases 1 to 459 code for a protein of 152 amino acids. NCBI's taxonomy places the organism in Eukaryota, Fungi, Ascomycota, Sordariomycetes, Ophiostomatales, Ophiostomataceae. The transcript has 2 exons.
AUGCAGCAGCCCAAGAGGAAAAACGCCCGAAAACAGAAUAGCCAGACGAGCCAGAAGCCCCUCUGCAACGCGGCAUCGCACAAAGGGGAAGCCACGAGCGACUUCGUGUUCUUGCCCGUUGUUGCCCAACGAGCCACGGCUGCGGAUUACGGAUUACAGAUUACGGAUUACGGCAGGAGCGAUAAACACGACAGCCAACGCAAACACCCCCUCCUCCAACAACAUCAUAUCGCUGCCCCCUACCCUAUAUCGCGACCUGACUAUACCGUGCUGUUGGCCGCGCAUCCACUCUUCCUGCACUGCCGUCUGCCACCUGUCGCAUCAGCAACGAACGCGGCCUUGAACAACAAACGCCGUGCCCAUCAACAAGACGUCGACGACCGCGUCUGCGAAACGGACCCGAGCCAUCGCACCACAUCGCACCACAACCCACGAACAUACAUCAACGAAGAGCGAUAG